Zophobas morio is the source of this 1326-nucleotide messenger RNA. RefSeq names its product lipase lipl-4-like. The transcript has 7 exons. The record is from RefSeq and is a predicted model, not a curated record. Lineage: Eukaryota; Metazoa; Arthropoda; Insecta; Coleoptera; Tenebrionidae. The coding region runs from base 52 to 1278 and encodes 408 amino acids. Gene Ontology annotation, biological process: lipid metabolic process. Gene Ontology annotation, molecular function: hydrolase activity, acting on ester bonds.
CACAAUCAUAAAAACUGUCCACCACAUACAGUUUCCUCAUUCCAUUUAAUUAUGGAAAAGAAAAAGUAUUUGACACCAUUCGGUGUGUUAGUAGCUAUUGCGCUUCCAUUUUUAAUUAAAGUAAAUAACAAGAACACUUGUGUAAAUUACUUUGACUACAUUUUGAUUAAUUUUAAUGGAAAUUGUCACUACAACCCAGAUGUAGAUCUAACUGUGCCAGAAAUAAUACAAAAGUAUGUCGGCAACGUGCAGACAUACAAUGUUACAACGAAAGAUGGAUACAUACUUACAAUGUUUAGAAUUCCUCGAGAAAAGCCUAGAGGUGUAGUACUUUUACAACCCCCUAUAUCAGCAGGUGCCAUAGCGUGGCUUUCAGAUGGUCUAAACUCGUUAGGAGUCACUUUGUGGAAUAAAGGUUAUGACGUAUGGUUGAGCAACCACAGGGGAGCCUCUUAUUCACGCAACCACAUAAAUAUGACUGACAAAAAUCCAUUGUUUUGGGACUAUAGUUUUCAUGAAAUUGCCCUGUAUGACCUCGACGCUCAAUUCGAGGUGAUUAAUCAAGAAACCAAUAGCCAAGUUAUUUUCAUAGGUUAUUCCAUGUCUUCCACUUUAGGCUUAACAUACGCAUCACUCCAACCCGAACUAUCCAAAAAAUACGUCAAAAGUUACAUUCUAGUCGCACCUGUUGUGUUAAUGGAAAAUUUCUCAAGCUUAUUUAAAUUUUUGUUCUACGCGAUGUAUCCGUUGGAGAGUUUUUUCAGGAUAGGCGAAUUUAUGACGUUCGAAGCCGUUCGGUGGUUCGGUUCUUUUGUAAACGUAGCACCUGCGGUGGUAAACUUUGUGACCUCGCUAGUAAUGGGUUGGACAAUUGAUGAAAUGGAUCCAGUGCUCUAUCCGUACAUUUUUGCUCAUCACGGUAGAGGUAUCACAAACAAAAUGCUGUAUCACUAUGGUCAGAUAUUUUUUAAUCAAAGCCAUUUUCUAAUGUACGACUACGGAACUGAAAGUAAUCGAGUUGUGUACGGUUCCAACCUACCACCAUCUUAUCCUUUGCAGAAUAUUGAUAGUUCAAUGUAUUUUAUUUAUGGUGAUAAUGAUAAGCUAGCUACACCAGCAGAUGUCAAAAACCUCUACGAUUUACUACCCCAAGGACAAGUACGCGGAAAAUACAAAAUCGAAAAUCACAACCAUAUUGACUAUUUUUUCAGCAAAUAUAGAAGAAACAAAACGUACAAAAGUAUUUAUAAUAUUCUGGAAAAUUUAGAAGAAUUGUAGUUUGUAACAUAUUUUUUUAUAAAUUUUAAUAUAAUUAUUUUUAUCUUA